Penicillium coprophilum is the source of this 1200-nucleotide messenger RNA. RefSeq lists its product as uncharacterized. The record is from RefSeq and is a predicted model, not a curated record. Gene Ontology annotation, biological process: spliceosomal complex assembly; regulation of mRNA processing; protein phosphorylation. Gene Ontology annotation, molecular function: protein kinase activity; ATP binding. Lineage: Eukaryota; Fungi; Ascomycota; Eurotiomycetes; Eurotiales; Aspergillaceae. Bases 1 to 1200 code for a protein of 399 amino acids. The transcript has 5 exons.
AUGGAUUUAUCUCUUUUCCAUCAAAGCAAUCUACUAUACACACAAGAAUCCUUAUCAAGAUACCAGCCUGGUGGAUAUCAUCCGGUUAAAGUUGGCGACACUUUCAAAAGCAAUCGGUACAAGAUUUUCCACAAGUUAGGGUGGGGUGGCUAUUCAACUGUCUGGCUUGCAAAGGAUACAGCAAAAGACCAAUGGGUUUCUUUGAAAAUAAAGACCGCAAAUUCUCAAGCAUCCAAUGAGUUGCAGAAUCUCCGGUUUCUGGGGAACCUUUCCCAGCAAAGCCUUUCGUCUAACUAUAUUGUUCAACUACUUGAUUCGUUCACCCACAAAGGUCCAAAUGGAGAACACGAAUGCCUUGUUUUGGAGCUACUUGGACCCUCUGUCGAUACGGUCCUAGCAGACUAUCGUGAGUCAGAAGAAAAGUUUGAACCGGACGUUUUGCUCCGAAUGUCUUCACAACUUCUGAAAGCUAUUAAGUUUAUUCAUGGGGCCGGCAUGUGUCAUGGUGAUAUUAGUGGCCGAAACAUCGCAUUUAGUUGCUCUAACCUAUCAAGGGCAACGGAGGAAGAGCUUUUCGAAGUCUUAGGCAAUCCAGAGAUUGAACCGCUAGUCUAUACUGAUGGCACGCCUUUACAACCUGGACUACCAACACAGAUUGUCAAGGUGGCAGAAUGGACAAACUGGAUAGACGAGGACGAAGAAGACCUUCGGCUUCUUGAUCUCGGCGAAAGUUUCACCCAGGGAAAAGAGCCUAGCAAGCUUGCUCAGCCCGGCUUUCUUCGAGUACCAGAGACAAUUUUUCUCAAUUCCUUCGACUAUCGCGUCGAUUUAUGGCGUGCAGGAUGCAUGAUUUAUACUUUCAUAUUUACCAGCUAUCCAUUCUCGUAUUUCGAUAGGGACUCUUGGCUAGUUGCCCAAAUGGUAGGCUUUGUGGAGAGCCUACCAACCGAAUGGCAGGCUAAAUGGGGAUCAAUGCUAAUGGAAGAAAGUCAUGAUGUGACAGUGGAAGAAGAUUCCAAAAUGUCGAAGAUUGAACGGAAAUUUUUGGCGAAUGGAAAUCACCCAGCACUCAACUAUUUUCUUCCGGUGAUUCAGGGAUUGAUGAGAUUUCUACCCUCGAACCGCAUUUCUGCUGAAAAAGCACUUGACUUGCUACCAAAGCCCUAUGAUGCUGGUGAAUCAAUGGCAAGUGCCAUCUGA